Molecule: messenger RNA, 694 nt
Organism: Linderina pennispora
Lineage: Eukaryota; Fungi; Kickxellomycota; Kickxellomycetes; Kickxellales; Kickxellaceae
Exons: 1
Coding region: 97-585 (162 amino acids)
Source: RefSeq, a predicted model, not a curated record
GCUAUUGCUUCCACAUCCCUUUAGAAACGAAAAUGGACAUCCCAAGAGCCUGCGAAACAUCGCAUAGAACGACCUCUCGCCCACUAAUCUUGUUCAAUGAUAGUGCCGAGCGGGAUCCACUCUACGUGCAGGGUCCGUAUAUUAGGGAUCGGUGGGCUGACGGGCAAUAGCUCUGGCGAGCAUGCUAGUGGGAUGGGAGGGCAAAAUCCCGGCAUGAGAGAAGGCUCCUGGCCCGACUGGGUGGAGAGGGGGAGCAGAGAUUUGCCUAGUUAUGCACUUAUGCGAACCCAGCACUUGUCUCCGAGCCAGCACAGACUGGUUGCCCGCAUCACGCCUUGCACCCGAGCCCGCCAAAGCACCAGCGCACCCAGUGUUUCUUCAAAGCACGGAACUUGCAGAGUGGAAGCGGAGGGCCCAUGCGGUGGAGGCGACGAUCCGCACAUCCGCCUCCUGGCUUGUGCACAUCCCCCGAUUUUCCCAAGCGAAGCAGUGCGGGCUAUCAAUUUGCAUCUAUUCUAUCCACUGGGCGAGAGCCAGCGGCAGUUGCCAAGGCUUGCUGAUAAGAGGGGUUUAGAAAGAUGCUGAUGAUUUUCGUCUAGUACGCGUGGAUCCUCCUGCCAAAUGCCUCAAAACGCACUCCCUGCCUAGUGCGCACUGCCAAAUCAGACGCAUCUCGCAUUGCUCUUCCUCCCAA